AUGGAAGAGGGCAAAGAGGAAGAUCAAGCUUAUUCUUGGUCUCAAAACAGCAACAACAAUGGCGGCCCAAUCCGAGACAAACCCGAAACCGAAACCGAAACCGAAACCAACCCACUCUCCACAUUCAAGUCCAUGCUCGAGGCCCAAAACGACGACUGGUACCUGGCCCAGCCAGCCGCCGCUUCUCUUACAGCAACUCAUCAGCUUCUCUUACAGCAACUCGAUUCAUCAGCGUCCUGUUCCCCAUCGUCCGUCUCGCUCUUCAAUGCUCUGGAUCCAAAUCAUCAGGUUAAUAGUUAUUUUCUCCAGCAAAAAUCUGUGAUGAGUAGUAGUAGUACAAUACCAAACCGCCCCUUGGAGGGAAGCUUUGAUCUGGGCUGCGAAAACGGUUAUCUCGAAAGUGCUCUGAACAGGGCCGGUGGGCUGUUGGGGGGUGGUUUUAGUGAUUUUGGUGCUGAUUCCCAUUUGGACAACCUUAAUUUGUCCUCAACUCCCAAUUCUGAGUUUGUGUCCAACAACUUGUUUCAAGGGAAUAAUUGUGGGUUUGGUUAUUUUGGGUUAGGUGAUAACAACAAUGGUGCUAGUAAUGGUGAAAAUACUAAUAAUAGUAAUUCACUGUUCUGUAAUAGGUCUAAGAUUCUAAAGCCACUUGAUAAUUUUGCCUCGGUUGGUUCACAGCCAACCUUGUUCCAAAAAAGGGCUGCCCUUAGAAAGAAUCUCGGGAAUAGCACCAAUAGUGUGAGUAAUUUGGGGUGUUUGAAUUUAGGGGGUCCUAGAAAUCAGAUUAGCUUAAAGUCCCCAGCUAGUGCAAGUAAUAUAGAAUUAAUCAGUGAGGAGAAUGAGAGGAAAAGGAAAAGUAGUAGUGUGGACGAUAUGGACGAUUUUAGCCUCGAUGGUUCUAACCUGCACUAUGAUUCUGAUGAUCAACUCUUGGAGAAUAGUACUGUGAGUGGAAAAAAUGGUGGAAAUUGUUCCAACGCUAACAGCACACUCACUGCCGGGGAUCAAAAGGGGAAAAAGAAAGGGCAGCCGGCAAAAAAUUUGAUGGCUGAGAGGCGGAGGAGGAAAAAGCUUAAUGACCGCCUCUACUUGUUGAGGUCGGUUGUGCCGAAAAUAAGCAAGAUGGACAGGGCUUCCAUACUUGGGGACGCAAUCGACUACUUAAAGGAGCUUUUGAAGAAGAUCAGUGACCUCAACAAUGAACUCGAGUCCAUUCCUGGUACCUCUUCAGCUACUCCAACAUCGAACUUUUACCCUGUCACGCCAGCUGGAACCCCUGGCCUACCAAGCCGUAUCAAGGAAGAGCUUUGUCACAGUGCAUUUGCAAGCCCAUUGUCAAGCCCAACUGGACAACCGGCAAGGGUGGAGGUGAGGCUAAGAGAAGGACGAGCUGUAAACAUUCACAUGUUUUGUGGACGAAAACCGGGCCUUUUGCUGUCUACUUUGAGGGCUAUGGACAGUCUCGGCCUAGACGUUCAGCAAGCUGUUAUCAGCUGCUUCAAUGGUUUCGCCUUGGAUGUUUUUCGUGCUGAGCAAUGGGGAGAAGGCCAAGAUCUUAAUCCUGAUCAAAUCAAAGCAGUGCUCUUGGAGUCUGCCGGCUUUCAUGGGGUAGUGUGA
Striga hermonthica is the source of this 1617-nucleotide messenger RNA. The record is from the annotation of a GenBank genome assembly. Lineage: Eukaryota; Viridiplantae; Streptophyta; Magnoliopsida; Lamiales; Orobanchaceae.